CAGACCACGCCAGCAGGUGGUGGUGGUGGCAGACCACAAAAGCACCUGGUAGUUGUGGUAGCAGAGAGGAGCAUCAUAAGUGUCUACAGCCUGAGGGAGCAGAAGCACUGAGCCAGCACCACUAGCGCCACUGAUCGUCUUGUUACAUGAUGAACUGGCGGGGAGGAAUGCGAAGGAAAGGAACCUGGCAUUGACGGCGAGGAGGGAGACUCUGUAACCUCCAGCCCCAGGCAUCGUCGGGACAGCGGGAGUGUGGCGUCGCGCGAGGGACUAUCCCCAAAGAUGUCACCACGACACUCUCCACGGGAAUCCCUCAACUCUUCCCCAGCACCAUUAGGGUCACCUAGGGCCACACCGCCUGCACUUCGCCCACUGACUUCGUCGCCUUCCUUCAUGCGAGUCUCCGACAACGAGGCUGAUAUUCUCGAUUUUUCCCUACGACGAUCACCAACCUAUGCCAGGGAAGACAAUCUCAGCAUAUCUGCCAGGUCGUCUCUAGCGGGGUCUCCCCCACCGGGUCUCCAUCGCCUCGGUGACUCUCCACUUGACUUGUCAGUGCCUCGCAAAAGGGCAGCGGAUGCACUGCUGGAAGCGGCACAGAACAAGAUGCACCAUGAUCUGGCCAAGGGGCUGGGUGCUUGGGGCAUCCCUCUCCCACCCCACCUUGCUAGUGCCAUGGCUCUCAGGCCCGACUUGGCAGCACUCAAGCCAGAGCUGCCACUCUGGAAUGGAAAGAUUAAGAGUGAGGGUAUUUCCACUAAGCUUCCAGCAUUCCCCAUGGGUGCAGUGCCACCCUCGCAGUCGGAAGGCUCAAGAGCUUUGGAACGAAUGAGCGAAUUGAGCAGGUUGGGCGGCGACAGCGGGUUGGAUCUCUUCAGGAGUGGACUUAGCGGCAGCUCCGGUCGGGCCACGGCUUGGCAGAGUCAUUGGCUUAGCAAGGGUCAGGACGCUACCAAGGACGUUCUUAAGUGUGUCUGGUGCAAAGCUUCAUUUAACACACUGGCGGAGCUCACGACUCACAUGAAAGAGGCCAAGCAUUGUGGGGUCAACCUGCCGCCACCAAUCCCACCUCCUUCAUCCAGCGCCACUUCAAUUCACACCCAUCUGCCGCCCCAGUACACGCCCAACAAGACGCCGACCUCAAAAGCGCCUUCUUCCUCUUCCUCGAUUGCGUCAGGUUCUUCAUCUUCGAGUGAUCUGAUGUCAAGUAUUAAGGAGACGAUGCCGUUGCCCAGGAAACUUGUGCGUGGUCAGGACGUGUGGCUAGGCAAAGGUGCCGAACAGACUCGUCAGAUCCUCAAGUGUAUGUGGUGUGGUCAGAGCUUCAAGUCUUUGGCCGAAAUGACCCAGCAUAUGCAGCAGACACAACACUAUACGAAUAUAAUCUCUCAGGAGCAGAUUAUCUCAUGGAAAUCCCCCGAAGAAAAAUCUAGUAGCCAGAGCCACGUGAAUGCCGUUCUUACCUGUAAAGUGUGUGACCAAGCAUUUGCUUCGCUCAAAGAACUCAGUAAUCACAUGGUAAAGAACGCGCACUACAAGGAGCAUAUCAUGAGAUCCAUUACGGAAUCAGGAGCACGGCGAAGGCAGACUAGGGAGAAACGUAAGAAGUCGUUACCUGUACGUAAGCUGCUGGAGCUGGAGCGGGCCCAGCAGGAAUAUCGUUCCUCAUCGGAGGGCGGAAGGGGCAUGAAGGAACAUUCGGGGUCUGGACGUAUCUCAUGUGAAAAGUGUGGUGACAAGAUAGAAACUUCGUUAUUCGUAGACCAUAUCCGCAACUGUGUAGGCGCUUCUUCCCGUGAUCUGCUCAAGUCAGCGCUGCUCUCCCCUGACAGUGACUACAGCAACAAGCUGGACUCUGCUCCUGAAACAGACAGUGAAGGCAAGAAGACACCAGAGAAAACUCCCCGUGAUAGCCCGAGGGAGAGAGACUUUGAUAAACCAAAGGGUCGUGGUGCGUCAGAAUCUCCAUCUGUCUUAAAUGCACUCGAAAAACUGAUCGAAAAGAGUUUUGAUUCUGGUAAGGCAAAACCCGGGGCCGGACCUCUAGGUUCUAGUAUUCUCCGUCGGCUUGGUAUUGACGAAAGCGCCGAUUAUUCAAAGCCACUGAUGGACCCACAGCUGGUGGGAAUGUAUGCCACGUUCUCCCGACUUCAUGGUGUACCACCACACGGUGCUGGUACACCAUCCACCUUCAAUUUACCACCUUCAUUUGGCUCGAGCGACAGAGGCUCGGGGUUGCGAGGCUUGGGGGAUUCUAUGAUGAGCCCCAGUGCAGAUUCUGACACCCGUGACACAUUCCCACGGUCACCAUCGCGGCCUGGGUCGCGCCCGGCCUCCACGGGUUCGAUAACACGGGACGGUAGCGGUAGCGAGAGGUCUCUAGAGUUGCUGAGACCUGAUAGCCAUCCCGCUGCCGCUACCCCCGAGGAAAUCACACCUACAGAGAAUGGCGCUGAUCAUUCUGAUAACGAACAUGGUAGUCUUUGUGGCAGGGAGGAGGUAAAACAAGAACCUCUGGAAAUAAAUGGAGAGGCUAGUGACCGCGAAUCAUUGUCUGCUAGGGAGGAUCUCAGAGUAAAGGAAGAGAUACGGGUGAAAGAGGAAUUCAAACUGAAAGAGGAAGGAGACGAGGAUGAGAACGACCUCACACAUGAUAUCGGGCGCGAGUCUCCGGCAGGACGGCUGAUGGGAUCCCCGGCGGGCUGCAGUAGCAGGUCUGGCACCCCUCACUCUGAGGCCAGCGUAGGAGGGCGUUCAGGCUCCGGUCUUGGGGCGGCUGGUCUAGGGGGCCUCUCAGCCCUACUUGGAGGCGGUGGCGGCGGUGGUGAAGGUAGCUCUUCACACCCUCUGGCGGCGCUACAGAAGCUGUGUGACAAGACAGAGACUCAACCACGGCCGCCACCAGUGAGCGGGGCGUCUGCCGGACCACAGACCAAUCCAGGAGCAAUCCUAGCAUUUUCUUGGGCGUGUAAUGAUGCAGUGACUGCCGACAGCAUCAUGAAAUGCGCCUUCUGUGACACUCCCUUUAUAAGUAAAGGCGCUUAUCGCCACCAUCUCUCGAAGAUGCACUUUGUAAAAGACGGUGUCGUUCCCGAGAAUGCGGGCGGGAAGGCGAGCAGCGGAAAGCCGCCACCAGCCGCUACCAAGGCGGCCACGCCUCCAGCGCCACCUGUAGAGGAGUCCCCACACUCCAAGUUCCUCAAGUACACGGAGCUGGCCAAGCAGCUGUCCAGCAAGUAGUGGCGGCCACUGCCCUAAGGAUGGCCGCCCUUCCCCACAUCCCCACCCGCGCCCGCCAAAGACCCCCCCGCCCCCGCCCGCCCCGUGUACAGUGUGGCGUGGCUCGUGUGUACAGUGUAACUAUUUAUCCUUCGUGAGAGCUUGGUGGCCCCUGUAGUCUUGUGAUACCUGGCAGCUUGGAGGCGGCGGCGGCCGGGGUCCCUUCAUAUCACCCGCCGCCCGGGAUUGUUAAGUGGGCGCUGCUCCCGCCCCCCGCCCGCAGGAAAGACACGUGCCAACAAUCAAAACAACCCACAGAGUACAAAGUGUGUGUUGUGGGCGGGCUGGGUUGUUGCCACGCCCGUAGUAGCGAGGGAGCCCGCGCCCACAGCCGCCCCUGGACCACCAAGGACCUGCAGGCGGCCGCGGGAGGGCGCGGCGCCCCCUGCCUCCCGGCGCGCCCUCGCCUCACCCUGUGUAUCCUCACACGCCCGCCACGAUGUGAUCGUCCCGGGUCGUCGCAAACUCUUAAUCGCUCACACUUUCUGUCACUUUUUCACAUAGGUAUUAAUAUAUAGACAAUGUAAGAUUAAGCUGACAUGGCAAUGAUCAAAUUGAUUGUUGAUAAUUAUUUGGGAAACAUCAA
This is a messenger RNA of Cherax quadricarinatus, 3865 nucleotides long. Its product is annotated as protein tiptop. Lineage: Eukaryota; Metazoa; Arthropoda; Malacostraca; Decapoda; Parastacidae. Gene Ontology annotation, biological process: regulation of transcription by RNA polymerase II. The record is from RefSeq and is a predicted model, not a curated record. Gene Ontology annotation, molecular function: DNA-binding transcription factor activity, RNA polymerase II-specific; DNA binding. Gene Ontology annotation, cellular component: nucleus.